Messenger RNA from Closterium sp. Naga37s-1, 3213 nucleotides. The record is from the annotation of a GenBank genome assembly. NCBI's taxonomy places the organism in Eukaryota, Viridiplantae, Streptophyta, Zygnematophyceae, Desmidiales, Closteriaceae.
AUGGUUUCGUGUUUCUCCGUCGCUCCCAUACACAACGACAAGUACGACUAUUACAUCGACGAUUACAUCUCCGAUGACGACCCGAACCUCGACCCGGAUGUCCGUACGCUUCGCAAGGCGAAGCAAAGGCGCUACGAGGAGCGGCUCGCGAAGGAAGCGGCGAAAGCGGCUGAGGAAAGGGAGAGGAUACGGCAGAGAGUCGGGGGAGUGGUGGUGGUGGGUGUGGAUGUUAAUGAAAGCGGUCAGAAGGUCGUUGACUUCGCGAUUGAGAAUAUGGUGAAGCGAGGCGGCAAGCUUGUGCUCGUGCACGUCGCCACCAUCACUCCCCUCGUUCAGUCAGGCCCAGGCCGCAGCGACAAGAGAGAGGUGAAGAGCAGGGAGCGCGCGUGGUGGGGGGGAUACAACCUGCACAUGUCACACGAGGUUGCUCGCUUGCUGAAACCACACCGGCGACACUGCAGAGCUGCUGGGAUGGAAGUGGAAGUGCGGAUAGUGCGAGGCAAGUCAGUGACACACACGCUCUUCAAGAUGGCAUUGGGAUCGACUCAAGAUAUUUAUUUCCCCUCCUUCCACCCCGCUUCCCUUCAGAUGGAAGUGGAGGUGCGUAUAGUGCGAGGCAAGUCAGUGCCCCACGCGCUCUUGAAAGAGGCUGCUCCUUCCCCCUCUCUCUUGUUUCCCCUCCCUCCCCCUUCCCUCAGAUGGAAGUGGAGUGGAGGUGCGUAUAGUGCGAGGCAAGUCAGUGCCCCACGCGCUCUUGAAAGAGGCUGCUCCUUCCCCCUCUCUCUUGUUUCCCCUCCCUCCCCCUUCCCUCAGAUGGAAGUGGAGAUGGAGGUGGAGGUGCGUAUAGUGCGAGGCAAAUCAGUGCCGCACACGCUCUUAAAAGAGGCUGCUGCGCUCUCUGCAACCACGCUGCUGCUGGGGGGGCAGGGGCGGAAGGGCAAGGGCAAGGAGAACGCGCAGGGAGAAGGGGAGGGUGCACGGGAGGAGAGGCGGAGGGGGGAGGCUGCAGCAGCAGGCGCAGCAGCAGCAGGGGUGGCAGGGAUGAGUGUGGUUGGUGGGAUGCAGGUCGGCAAGUCAAGGAACUCUGGUGGGAGCAGCGUUUCAAGUUAUUGCGCCCGGCGACCCCCUAUGGGUGGACUGUGUGGUGCUGGUGGUGGAUCCCUCCUCCUCACGUGUGGCAAUUGGGCCCCUGCACUGCACACUACUGCACGCUACUGCACGCGCCGCCCUCCUCUGGGCUGUGUGGUGCUGGUGGUGGACCCCUCCUCCUCAUCCUCCCGCCCUGUCAUCAUCCAACACAGCAAGUUAUUGCGCCCGGCGUCCCCCUUUAGGCUGCGUGGUGCUGGUGCUGGAUCCUUCCUCCUCGCGAGUCGUGCUGCAGUCUGGGAACAUCGACUUCCGCUACCCCAACCACCCCAUCCGCCCCUUGUAUCCGGCUCUCCCUUCCCCCCCGCACAGACCACACCAGCAGGCACUCUGGGUCUGGCAGCAGCACUGCGAGCUACUGCAAUCGGGUCCCAACACAGCAAGCUACUGUGCCCGGCGCCCCCCACUAGGCUGUGUGGUUCUGGUGGUGGACCCCUCUUCCUCACGUGUCGUGCUGCACCAGCACGGGAUGGUGGUGGCGUUCAGAGGAGAGGGGUGGAAGGGGAGGGAGAAGGGGAGGUUCGUGCUAAGGGGGUGGGGAUGGGGGUGGGGACAGGGGUAGGGAUGGGGGUGGGAACAGGGGCGGGGUGGAGGGUGGGUUGUGCUGAUGAUGGGUCGAGUGUGCAGAGCCACAAGAGUAGUCUGCAUGGGGUGAAGGAGGAGGAGGAAGAAGAGGAGGAAGAAGAGGAGGAGGACAAAGAGGGGGAUGAGGAGGAAGAAGAAGGGCGUGAACGAGUGGGGAGAAGGGUGGUGGGGGAGGAGGGUUGUGAGGAGGUAGAUGAAGGGGAGGGGGAGCAGAGGGAAGGGGAGGAGGAGGACGAGGAGGGAGAGGGGGAGGAGGAGGGGGAGGAGGAGGGGGAGGAGGAGGGAGAGGAGGAGGAAGAUGGAGAUCUAGCAAAUAUCAACAUCGAGCACAGCAGGAGGAUACAGAGGCAGAUGCACAGGCAGAGGGUGGGAGGAGGGGCGUCGAGGUUGGGAGAGGGGCAAAGAGAGGAGGAGGGGCAAAGGGAAGGGGAGUCGAGGAGUGAUCUUGGGCGCGGAGACGAACAGACGGAACGGCAGGAGGAGGAUGAGGAGGAGGCGGACGAGGAGGAGGAGGAUGAGCAGCAAGAGUAUGAGGAGCAGGAGUCUGGUGAAGGGCAAGAGCAGGGGGGAUUAGGGAUAGAGCAGCAGCGGAGAAUAGAUACUAGUAUGCCCAGGCGAUUAGAAGAUACACACCAGGCAGCCACUCCAGCCGGGUCAGCAGUAUCAGACUCUCACACCACAGUAGUAGGAGGCUCGGAUGCCAAGCCGCCCGCCUCUCUCCACACGUCUGUCUUCGGGGAGUCAAGUGUCCCUCUGGCGGGGCAAGCACAGCAGCAGGCAGAGGGGGCGCAAGGGGUUGUGCAAGGGGGUGGGGGAAGGCGUGCUGCUGCUGGAGCUUAUAACGAGUCGCAGGCCUGUGAAUCCGAGGAGGAGCAAGGAGGAGAUGGACCUGGUGCUGUGGGUGAGUUGGAGGGGUGGGGAGGGAUGAUGGGGUGUGAGGCGGGACUGUAUAUGUUAGUAGAUCCGCGUAUGGAGGGCUCAGUGGACCUGCCCUCUCUCCACCGCAUAGCUGUUGCUGCCCUGCUCUGCGCAAGAGCCAACUCACAUAUGCUCUCUCGUUCUUCCCCCUUUCUCUGGCCUCCCCUCGUCUUUCAGGCCCUCCCUCUGCUGGGAUCCGGUAAACUGCACCUGCUGCUGGAUCCGCGAGUGGAGGGUGCAGUGGAUCUGCCCUCGCUGCACCGCAUGGCUGCUGCUGCUCUGCUCUGCCUGCGCCACACGCCCGCUCUGCGCCCCUCCAUGCACCAAGUGGCCCUGCUGCUGGAAGGGCACUUUCUGGAUUACCAGAAGGUGGGUUUCCUGCCCAUUGCUGCUAGCUGGGGCUUGUUAAUAGGGUCGCUCUGCUGCUGCUCUGCUCCGCCUGCGCCACACGCCCGCUCUGCGCCCCUCCAUGCACCAAGCUGCUCUGCUUCUGGAAGGGCAUUUGCUGGAUUACCAGCAGAUGGGUGCCUUGCCUUUGUGCUGCCUGGUGCGCUCUGCUGUUAG